Molecule: messenger RNA, 1089 nt
Organism: Cooperia oncophora
Lineage: Eukaryota; Metazoa; Nematoda; Chromadorea; Rhabditida; Trichostrongylidae
Source: the annotation of a GenBank genome assembly
UUGAACCUUUUACUUUGCAAUUCUUUUCCUGACAGUUAUAUCUUCAGAGGUCUUUAUCCACGGUCUUGGACCUGUUACGAUGUCAAGGCACUGGACAUUAAAGUCAUUAUUCGACAAGUUUCACCAGUGUUGCCAAACAACUACGAGGACUCAAGUCUACCUGUAAGCUGUUUUGUUGUGACGGUCCAAAAUGAUAGUGCUGACGAUCUUGAAGUGUCGAUUGCGUUCACAUUUCGUAAUGGCACCGGCAAUCGGCGAUGGGAGAAUGAGUCCGAAUGCACAUUUGCGAGAUUUACGGACGGCAAUGUGACUGGUGUAACGUUAGCCCAUACAAUUUCUCAACUGCCUUGCACUUACGGUCUAGCGACGUCUUCUGAUGCAUCUUCUCCAAGUCAAAUCUCAGUUUGCCAUAGGUUUGAUCCAUCAAAAUCGGGUAGCGCUGUAUGGGCGUCAUUGCUUGAAACUGGUGAUUUACCUGUUCAGGACAACGAGUGUCCUCCGGGCUGCUCCGAGUUAGCUGUAGGUAUCUGUAAUCGGUUCCAAGUGGCGGCGAAUAGCUCUCAGUCAAGGGACUUCGCGCGUUAUGCUAGCUUCAUCCGGGGUGCAUCCUGCCUGUGUGCCAGAGCCAUUCGGCGUCGAACGGAAUGGGAAAAUGCCCUGGAUGAAUGGCAGAAUCCGGUUCUGGAACAUCCACGGCUCCCUGAAUGGUAUAAAUCGGCCAUAUUCAACGAGCUGUACUUUAUGACUGAUGGAGGAUCGUUGUGGUUCGAAUUUGACGAUAACUGGUCCAAGAGCGAAACUCACUUAAGUGACUAUACGAAGGGUCUUAUGCGAAAGUAUGGCCGAUUUGGGUAUCUGGAGUCUUGGGAAUAUCGCAUGGUGAACACCUACGACGUUCACUUUUAUGCUUCAUUUGCUUUAGCUCAACUAUGGCCGAAUAUUGAAUUAACAGUUCAGGCAGAGUUCACCGAUCAUAUUGAACACUCUGUGGAUACCAACAUUACGUUUCACAUGGAGGGUGAUGUAGCGCGACUGAAAACCGGCAGUCGAGUACCGCAUGACUUAGGAAAUCCGGGUCUGUUUCAGUGA